AAGUACAAUCUCUUAAAGUAGAUUGAGUUUUCUGUUUCUAUGGAUCUGUAUGCAGGAGAAUGAUUAGCGUGCUCUCUUCUGGGACAGGUUAAGGCGUUAUCUUCGCUGUCUGCCAGUGUACCGUACUGCUCCGUAGACCCAACUCGAGAGAAGGGGGAAAAAAAAACAAAAAGUCUUUGAGCAUAGUGCUUUUCUAAGCCUCCAUUCUCACUCUCUCUAAACGUCUCUCUUGGUUUUGGUUUUUCAAAUCUUUUCUUGGUCUGCUGUUUUCGCAGAAAGUCGCUAAAAGUCUCUCUCUUUUCAUCUCUGUUGAGAUGAAUAACCAAGAUCAUAGGAAGAAUCAUACGCCAGGGCAUGAAAGCCACGGAGUUCAUAUUUGUCACAAAUGUGGGUGGCCGUUUCCAAAUCCGCAUCCGAGUGCAAGACACAGGCGUACACAUAAGAAGAUCUGUGGAACCAUUCAGGGGUACAAGUUGGUUGACUCGGAGGCUUCUGCCCAUUCGACUAUUUCUGAUGAUGAGCAACUCUCCGAUGAAGAUCGCAAAACCCCUGCUACCAUCCCACCUUCUAGCAAUUCAGCUAACAGCAGCCAAAUGCAAAAUACUGAAGUUCAAGGAAGUAAUCUGUCUGUAAGGGCCCAACAGUCCCAAGAUCAUGUCUCAAGUGCUACCACUAGCUUCAUGGACAGAUCUUUAACAGAUUGUAGAAAUGAAGAAUCUGUGUAUGAGCCCAAUAAUGAUAAAGGAGGUUCUACAUGUGACUCGAACCCCAACCAACUUGGGACCCAAACAGAUGCAUCGUGGGAGAAUUACGAGAAAACUGCAAGUGAGGAUUUGGCAGAGAGUGAUGCAAAAGGAAAUGAAGGAGCUAAGACUAUAACAAACAAUGCUGAUGAUGACUUGACUGAGAUUGAUACAAAUGCAAAUGAAGAAAUGAAUUUAGAUAGAUGUCUUGUGGAUGCUGAGGUCUCACCCUGUGAUAAUGUAGGUGAAGCAUCUGAAAUAGUAUCUAAGCAAGGGAAAAUAGAGGAUACGACUUCAGAUCCUUUAGCAGCUGCCAGAGUUAUUCAAUUGAAGAAACAAUCUAAUGAUGAGUUAGACUCUAAGAUAUCUUUAAAUGCUCUCCCUCCUGAAGUCAAAUCUGUUGAAAAUGUAAAUACUUCCACUGGUACUGCUCAGGUCAAGGUAGAUGCUGCUCAAGGAAUGGAUUCUGCCAGUUCUGGUGAGUUAAUUGAGUUAAAAAAUGGACAGGGGGAAGGAAAUGACAAUGUCCAUGUGCUUUCAGUUCCUGAUGAUAUACCUGUAGUGGACAAUGCUGAGAUCAUGAUUAGAGGUUUUAAAGAUUUUAAAGGAGGGGCAUUACCCCAAUUAGUAGUUGCAGAUUCAUUCAAAGUAAUUAAUGAUAAGGAUAAUUCUUCCAAUUUUUGUUCAAGCCUAUUGAAUGAAGGCACAGAGGUCUCUGCUUUAGACAUGCAUGUUUUGAAAGAUGACCUUGAACAGAAAGGUGAGAGCAGUGAGCAUAUUGUUGAAAAUUUUCCUGAUGAAACAGAACCUAUCAUGCCUCAGGUCAAGAUGACAGCUAAUGAAAGUCAAAGAACAGAACAGAUUGAUGCCCUUACAGAUGCGGCUGCAACUGGGAUUGAGAAAAACUGUUCUGUUCAAUGUCCUGGAGAACAGCCGCCAAGUGAUUACCAUAAAAGUUCAUCACAGACUAGUUCUGUGGAGCAUGCUACAGAGGUCUUUUCUGAUGUGAAUCCUGUGGCUGUACAACUGAAUUCUGAAUUCAGGCAGACAACCAACUUUGGUGGUGCAGAUGAUGCCGGUGAUUAUGAAAAGGGUAAAAUCAUAAGAUGUGAUAUAGCUGAAAAUGAGGACAAAAGAAUUACAGACGAGAGUUGUACAGAAAACAUUAUAGCAACUUCAGAACCAAGUUCUCUCUCUGAACUCACAGUUAAUGCAGUGACAAAAUCAUUUGGAGGUGAGGAUGCUGCUGAUCAUGAGGGGGGUAAAGUUGAAAGCUACUAUGUAUCAAAAACUGAAACUGAGGAAGGUUAUUCCACAAUACGAUCCAUAGAGGGAAAGCUUUCAGUGAAGACAGCAGUGAUGCCUGAAUCUGCUAAAAGUGUUCAUGAAUCUAAUGUUACCUCAGAAAAUGUAAUUAAUGCAUCUGAGAGAAAUUUAUCAGAAAAUGAAUGCAUACAAUUAAGUAGAGUUUCAGAUCAUCAGGAAGGUGUAAAGGAACUUGAAAGCACUGGCAACAGAAAGGUACAGGUGGAUGGUGCUGAUAGAGCUAGUGCAGCUGCUGAAUCAAGUAAUGUUGGAGAUAAUGAUGAAUUGCAGAAGUCUUCAGAUAAUGUUGGAGACGUUGAGGUAUUACAAAGGCCUAUGGAUAAAAUUGAUGAUGUUGAGGUAUUACAGAAGUCUUCUGAAGAUGUGACAAAAGAGCCUCAACUCUCUCCUUUAGAUACUUCAUCAUCCAUUCAAAAUUGUGCCCCUGUUGGAGAUAAUUCUGCUGGAGAUUUUGUAAGGGUUGUAUCUGAGAAUCGAUCUGAGUCUUCUCCUAAUGAAGGUGAAAGUAAAUUUGCUGCACAACAACUUGGUGCGUCUGCGAUUGACUUUUCUGUUGACUCGGGUAGCCAAACUGAUAGUUUGGAAGGCCAAUGGGGCUCUGCCUCUGCAUCAGUCCUUUCUACCCAGUCAGAUAUGCCUGUCAUUGUUGAUGCUGAGGCAUCAAAUGGUACAAAAGCAUCAGUAGAAGCAGAGAAAGCUGACUUGAAGGAGCCAAAAGCUUUGUCAGAGAGGCAACAUUCUGAUAAAUCUGAUGUUUUUGAGCCUCCAUCAUUCAUGACAUUGGUUGAACCUAGAGAUGGAGACAAAGCUGCUGCUUCUGAAAUACAGACCGUACAGAAUCUGAACCAACCAGCUGGUUGGUUUCCCUCUCUUACUCAUGUCACAAAUGAGUCACAAGGAAGAAAAAAGAACGAAGAAAUAAUUGCCAAGGUCUCAAACUGGAGCACUGGGAAGCAGCACUCUCCUUUGAAGAACAUUUUGGGUGAGGCCAAUAUGGAAACCAAAUCCAAGUCGCCAAAUGCCAAGGAAAAUCCACCGCCAGUGGUUGAAAAAGACGAAAGCAGUGCAAAGGAUAACAAUGCUUCAGCCACAACAGUCAACUCAAAUGUGGGUUCUCAAGUUCCUGUAGCUGAGGCUGUCAAGAAAGAUGCAGGGAAAGAAUGGAAUUCUCCGGCGAGGUAUCCCACAGACAUCAAGAGAGAGAAGAGGAAAGUAAAAGGAAGACCAUAUUGGGCACAAUUUGUAUGCUGCUCUUCUGUAAACUAGGACAAUGAACGUUGUGUUGAUAGUGUCGAGAUACUGAUGAAUAUGGUUGUAUCCCACUGCCCUACUUAUAGUGAAGAUUGUGUUAUGAAUUCAAGUCACUGUUGCAAAUUUAGUUUACCCUAUCAAUAAUUUUGAACAUCAUAUUAUAUAAAGUAUAAAAGUACGUAUAUAAUGUUGCCUUA
Molecule: messenger RNA, 3517 nt
Organism: Hevea brasiliensis (rubber tree)
Lineage: Eukaryota; Viridiplantae; Streptophyta; Magnoliopsida; Malpighiales; Euphorbiaceae
Exons: 4
Coding region: 315-3335 (1006 amino acids)
Source: RefSeq, a predicted model, not a curated record